AUGGUUCAAUCCGCAGUUCUCGGUUUCCCCCGUAUGGGUGAGAACCGUGACCUCAAGAAGGCCACCGAAGCUUACUGGGGUGGAAAGAUCUCCCAGCAGGACCUGCUCGCUGAGGGAAAGAGACUUCGUCUCGCUCACUGGAAGAUCCAGAAGGCUGCCGGUGUCGACAUCAUCCCCAGCAAUGACUUCUCUUUCUACGACCACGUCCUUGACCACAUCCAGCUCUUCACUGCUGUCCCUGAGAGAUACUCCAAGCACAAGCUUGCUCCCAUUGACGAGUUCUUCGCCAUGGGCCGUGGCCACCAGAAGCCCGCUACUGAGAACCAGUCUGCCGUUGACGUUCCUGCUCUGGAAAUGGUUAAGUGGUUCGACUCGAACUACCACUACGUCAAGCCUACCUUCCAGGAUGGCCAGACCUUCAAGCUCCAGCCCAGCCCCAAGCCUGUGAACGACUUCCUCGAGGCCAAGGAGGCCGGUGUUGUUACCCGCCCUGUCAUCCUCGGUCCCGUCUCGUUCCUUGCCCUUGGUAAGGCCGACCGUGGCCAGUCUGUUGACCCCAUUUCCCUUCUCGACAAGCUGCUGCCCGUCUACGAGGAGCUCUUGGUCAAGCUCAAGGAGGCUGGCGCCGAGACUGUCCAGAUUGAUGAGCCCAUUCUCGUUCUUGACCUUGCUCCCAAGAUCAAGGCCGCCUUCAAGCCUGCCUACGAGAAGAUCUCUAGCCUGAGCGGCAAGAUCCCCGAGGUUGUCCUUGCCACCUAUUUCGGUGACAUUGUUCACAACUUUGACGUCCUCCCUGCUCUGCAGAGCCUCUACGCUCUGCACGUGGACCUUGUCCGCCACCCUGAACAGCUUGAGCCCGUCAUUGCUAAGCUCGGCGCUAAGCAGACCCUGUCUGUUGGUGUCGUUGACGGCCGUAACAUCUGGAAGACCAACUUCCAGAGAGCCAUUGCCACCGUUGAGGCUGCCAUCCACAAGCUCGGCAAGGAGCGCGUCAUUGUUUCCAGCUCCAGCUCGCUUCUCCACGUCCCCCACACCUUGGACAGCGAGAAGAAGCUCGACGCUGAGGUCAAGGACUGGUUCUCCUUCGCCAUCCAGAAGGCUGGUGAGUUGGCUGUGAUUGCCAAGGCUGUCACUGAGGGCCCCGCCGCUGUCCGCGAGCAGCUCGAGGCCAACGCCAAGUCCAUGGAGUCUCGUGCCAGCUCCAAGCGCACCAACGACCCUGCUGUCAAGGAGCGUCAGGCCAAGGUCACUGAGGGCAUGCACGACCGCAAGUCCGGCUUUGACGUCCGUUAUGCUGAGCAGAAGAAGCACCUCAGCUUGCCCCUCUUCCCCACCACCACCAUCGGUUCCUUCCCUCAGACCAAGGAGAUCCGUAUCCAGCGUAACAAAUUCGCCAAGGGUGAGAUCACCGCUGAGCAGUACGAGCGCUUCAUUGAGAAGGAGAUUGAGGAGGUUGUCCGCAUCCAGGAGGAGCUUGACCUUGAUGUCCUUGUGCACGGUGAGCCCGAGCGUAACGACAUGGUGCAAUACUUCGGUGAGCGCCUUACUGGUUACGUUUUCACCACCCACGCCUGGGUUCAGAGCUACGGAUCCCGUUGCGUGCGUCCCCCGAUCAUUGUCGGUGACAUUUCCCGUCCUGCUCCCAUGACCGUCAAGGAGUCCAAGUUUGCUGCUUCCGUUGCCAAGAAGCCCAUGAAGGGUAUGCUUACUGGUCCCAUCACUUGCUUGCGGUGGUCUUUCCCCCGUGACGAUGUCCACCAGUCUGUCCAGGCUCAGCAGCUCGCUCUUGCCCUCCGCGACGAGGUCGUUGACCUUGAGGCCGCUGGCAUCUACGUCAUCCAGGUCGACGAGCCUGCUCUCCGUGAGGGUCUCCCGCUCCGUGCUGGUACUGAGCGUGAGAAGUACCUCCAGUGGGCUGUGCAGUCUUUCCGUCUCUCGACUGCUGGUGUCGAGGACUCGACUCAGAUCCACUCUCACUUCUGCUACUCUGAGUUCCAGGACUUCUUCCACGCCAUUGCUGCUCUCGACGCCGACGUCCUCUCGAUUGAGAACAGCAAGAGUGAUGCCAAGCUCCUCAAGGUCUUCGUCGACGAGUCUUACCCCCGCCACAUUGGCCCUGGUGUCUUUGACAUCCACUCCCCCCGUGUUCCCAGCGAGGAGGAGAUCAAGACCCGCAUCGAGGAGAUGAUCCAGUACCUCAAGCCUGAGCAGCUCUGGAUCAACCCCGACUGCGGUCUCAAGACUCGCCAGUGGGCUGAGACCAAGCUCCAGUUGACCAACAUGGUCAACGCGGCCAAGUUCUACCGCCAGAAGUUCUCUGCCUAA
Molecule: messenger RNA, 2325 nt
Organism: Xylona heveae TC161
Lineage: Eukaryota; Fungi; Ascomycota; Xylonomycetes; Xylonales; Xylonaceae
Product: 5-methyltetrahydropteroyltriglutamate-homocysteine S-methyltransferase
Exons: 5
Coding region: 1-2325 (774 amino acids)
Molecular function (GO): 5-methyltetrahydropteroyltriglutamate-homocysteine S-methyltransferase activity; zinc ion binding
Source: RefSeq, a predicted model, not a curated record